Trametes versicolor FP-101664 SS1 is the source of this 1095-nucleotide messenger RNA. RefSeq lists its product as uncharacterized. The transcript is spliced from 6 exons. The coding region runs from base 1 to 963 and encodes 320 amino acids. The record is from RefSeq and is a predicted model, not a curated record. Lineage: Eukaryota; Fungi; Basidiomycota; Agaricomycetes; Polyporales; Polyporaceae.
AUGGCUGUUGCGACAUUCCCCAUCGACGAGGCCUACCUCAUCGGAGGCUGGCUCGAAUCCUUCAUGUGGGGUGCCACAUUGACAUCGCUUAAUGACAGAUACGUCCUGGCCACCGGACACAUGUCGCUCGCCCUGGCUCGCUUGGUGCAAGGAUUCGUCCUGUUCCGUAACAUCAUCGACCCGGUUGAGUACUUCGCUAAUAUCUCCCUCCGCAUCAACAUGGCGAAGGAUUAUUUGUACAUCACCAACCUUUUCCUCGGAGACCUGAUCAUCGUAUGGCGACUUUACGUAGUCUACGGCAAGAAUCUGUACAUUGCUUUCUUCCCGACGCUCAUGUGUCUGGCAGAACUUUCUGUCGGAUACGCGUCUAUCUCCGAGUGGCUGGCCCCUACGCAGAAUUUCGUAGUGAUGGACCAACUGGGCUCCACUAUGUUCAGUCUCUCCCUGGCCGCGAACAUUAUUUUGACGUUCGUCAUUGUAGCCCGUAUCUGGUACAUGACCUACCGAUCACGCAAGGUCCUCGGGGUUCCGGGCGGAAAUUAUACCCGCGUUCUGCUGCUGCUCAUCGAGUCCGGCGCGCUCGUCGCGGCGGCGAAGCUGACCGAAUUCGUGCUGUUCGAACUCGCGCCAGAUGACGGCAUCAGCGGCCUCAACGCCAUCGACGUCGUGUACGAGUGCAUGCCGCAAAUUACUGGCCUGGCUCCGACGUGUAUCAUCUACGCGGUCAACAAGGGCUUCACGCAGCCGGACAGCUACUACUCGUCCAGCCCGAAAGACUCGCUCGUUUUUGGCUCGCCGGAGAACACCAAUCCCUCCGGACGCACAGGCACCACGCUGUUCACGAGCGCGUUUGGAUCUAGCGGUCUUGACAGCUCUAAGGAAGGGACGCGGCGCGGCGGGAACGAUUCCGAAACGACCAUCGAGAAAUUGGGCGGCGGUGCGUUGUCGACGUCGGUCGUUUGAUUCGCUGCCCUACGGUAUUUGGCCUGCCUUCGCGCCCGGAUCUAGCGGCUAAGUGUUCUGUAUUUGCGUCUUGGAUUGUGUUUGCAAUAUGCCGUUUUGUCAUUCCUUGAUCCCAUUAUCAUAUUCCUUCCG